AUGCGGCCUCUCUUCUCAACCUUGGCGAAGGGAUCAAUCCCAAGAAGUUCGCUCUCAGCGUGGAAAAUUUCCCUCCGGCCCGUCCGAGCCGCGAAUGUGCCUGCGAAGUCCGAGUCGAUCUACUCUCGCUUUAACCUGCACCGCCGACCCUUUACUCAGUCCUUACAGCUAAGAGACUCACUUUACAAUGUGGAUCACCCGGCGAAGCUCGUCAGAGUGAACCAGAAGCAUGGACCGGGCUUGAUCAUCAUUGCGUUGAUCCCAAUUAUUUCCUUUGCCCUCGGAUGCUGGCAAGUACAGCGGUUGGACUGGAAGACCAAACUAAUCGCCAAAUUUGAGGACCGCCUGGAGAUGCUUAUCGGACCUCGUCUGUGGGAAGGUGAGGACGGCUUCAUGGUUGUGACGCCUCUGGAGCGCGGCAGUGGACAGAGCACUGUUCUUGUGAAUCGGGGCUGGAUCCCAAAGAAGUUGGCAAACCAGAAGGAUCGUCCAGAUGGGCUUCCCACAGGUGAAGUUACAGUGGAAGGAUUGCUUCGGGAGCCGUGGCAGAAGAAUAUGUUUACGCCAGCGAACGACCCGAAGGCGGGCAAGUUUUACUUCCCAGAUAUUGAGCAGAUGGCCGAGUUGACUGGAGCGCAACCUAUUUGGAUCGAGGCAACUAUGGUUCCUAACCUGCUGGAUUCAUACGACCGCCAAGCAAAGGGAAUUCCUAUCGGGCGUAUUGCCGAGGUGAACUUGCGUAAUAACCAUUCCCAGUACAUCUUCACUUGGUACGGCCUGUCUCUAGCCACGUCCAUCAUGCUGUGGAUGCUUGUGCGAAAGAAGCCAAAUGAGGCUAUGCGCCGAGUCCGGCAGAACCGCAAUUGGUCAUAG
This is a messenger RNA of Penicillium chermesinum, 873 nucleotides long. Its product is annotated as cytochrome oxidase assembly protein SHY1. Gene Ontology annotation, cellular component: membrane; mitochondrion. Lineage: Eukaryota; Fungi; Ascomycota; Eurotiomycetes; Eurotiales; Aspergillaceae. Gene Ontology annotation, biological process: mitochondrial respiratory chain complex IV assembly. The transcript has 5 exons. The record is from RefSeq and is a predicted model, not a curated record. The coding region runs from base 1 to 873 and encodes 290 amino acids.